AUGGAGGCUGUUCAACUAAUAGAAUUACAAGAAGAACUGAAGCAAACUCUUUUAAAAGCUCAAAUAAAUUUUAAGAAGUCGCCCCGUGAAAGAAUUACAACGGCUUAUGUGGAAGCAAGACUAAAUACAUUGGAGCUAUAUUGGAGUAAGUUUACAAACAACCAUGAUCAAAUUAUAACUAAGAUGGACAAAAGCAAUAAAUCGCAACUUGAGUAUUUCGAAGAAGAUGUCUAUAGUAAUGUGGAAGAAAAUUAUUAUAUUUACAAAGGUGAGUUGAACACAACAUUACAAAAAUUGAAUCCCAUGCCAUCCGCAUCGAGAGAAGAAUGCAACUUUAAGCAAGAAGACGAUGUUAAGUGCUAUAGUAGAGAUGUCAAGCUACCACGUAUUACAAUACCGACAUUUUCUGGCAAUUAUACUGAAUGGAAGUCAUUUUAUGAUUUGUUUACAUCCUUGAUUCAUAACAAUGGACACUUAGAUGACGUGCAGAAGCUUCACUAUCUCAAAAGUAGCUUGUCAGGAGAGGCAGAAACAUUGCUUAAAGGAGUACCGGUAACCGGAGACAAUUAUGUAGAAGCGUGGAACAUUUUAAAAAAGAGAUAUGAUAACAAGAGGUAUGUUGCGAAUUGUAUUUUUAAAAAACUUUUUGGACAAAGAAAUAUUACUCAAGAAUCGGCUUUUAAUAUAAAACAAUUAUUAGACACGUCCAUCGAAUGCAUCAAUGCUUUGAAACAUAUUGGUUUGCCUACAGAAUAUUGGGACGCAAUAUUAAUUUACAUAAUUGUUUCAAAAUUAGACGAAAAUAGCCUUAAACAGUGGGAAGAGACAAUUAGUGCAGAUAAUACAGAUGAUUUAGUAAAAUUACAGAAGCUAACAACAUUUCUAGAAACAAGAUUCAGGACCUUGGAAAUGAUUGAGAGUACCAACUUUAAGUCAAGGACAAUGAAACCAAAAAUAUUUCACGCAACUAUUGAGCACAAAUGUUCUUACUGUAAGGGAAAUCAUUAUAUAUACAACUGCAAGGAAUUUGUAAAAUUAUCCAUCGAGGAGAGGUAUGAUUUUGUACAAAACAAUAAUUUAUGUUUUAAUUGUCUUAUUCCUAACCAUCCUGUUAUUAAAUGUAAACAGCUUACGUCUUGUAAAAUAUGUAGCAAAAAGCAUCAUUCACUCAUACAUCCUGAAAGAAAAAGCAUUGCAAAUAUGAACAGCGCAGAAACAGAACAGAAAGACCCGAAGGAGAAGGAUUCAGUAGUAGCGGCACACUUCUCUGGAAGAAAACAACCCGGUCAAGGUGUAUUGUUACCGACAGCUCUAAUCGAUGUUAUUUCAGACAAGAAUAACUCACACGUCGUACGGGCUCUACUUGAUCAGGGGUCACAAGCCUCGUUUAUCACUGAGAAGAUAGUCCAAGCACUUGGUUUGAAAAAAUCAAAAUGUCACAACGAGGUCGUUGGCAUAGGUGAAGGCAAUAACAAACUGUAUUUAAAAAAUACAGUUACUUUUAAGCUGAGAUCGAGGUAUGACACAACCUUCAACCUAAUUGUCCAUGCAUUUGUUUUAAGAUCCAUAACAACCCUUUUACCAACCUGGGGUAUAAAGGGGUCCACCUGUACUUUUAUAAAAGAUUUACCGUUGGCAGAUGCAACGUUUAAUACUCCUGGUAGAAUUGACUUAUUAUUAGGUACCGAUGUAUACAGUAAGAUUCUAGACAAUGGCGUAGUAAAAGGCACAGAUGGUGUAGUAGCACAGUUUACUCGGUUAGGAUGGAUCCUGUCGGGUGAAGUCACGGAUCAAAAACAAAACGGGCAAAGAGAAGUUAUUAGUAUGCACAUCAGAGCAUUAGAUAAUGAUUUACUCAAGAAGUUUUGGGAGAUAGAAGCAGACUUAGGAAGUAGUAAGAAAAUAUUAACAAAGGAAGAAGAGAUAUGUGAGACAAUAUAUAAAACUACUACAAAAAGAGACGAGAAUGGAAGAUAUAUCGUAAACCUUCCAUUAAAACAAUCUCCUGAAGAAACUAUUGUAACAUGCGGUAAUACAAAGGAUCAAGCCAUGCGAAGAUUUACACAUUUAGAAAAUAGAUUUAAAAAGAAUCAUUCUCUAAAGGAAGAAUAUCAAAAGGUGAUUAAGGAGUAUUUAGAAUUAGGACACAUGGUUAAGAUAGAUGAAGAAGCACAAUGUUUGUAUUUACCACAUCACGCAAUUGUUAGAGAAGACAGAGAUACCACAAAGGUACGAGUGGUAUACGAUGCCUCCGCGAAAGGUAGUAACGGUUAUUCUCUCAAUGAUUGUAUGCUAAUUGGACCAACACUUCAACCCGAUCUACGCACUUUACUAAUUAAAUGGAGAUCAUACAAAGUUUGUAUUGUAGGAGAUAUUGUUAAGAUGUAUAGACAAAUAAAAAUCGCUGAAGAACACUCAAACUUACAAUGCAUCGUAUGGCGCGACGAACAGGAACAACCUUUGCAACACUACAAAUUAGUUACAGUUACAUUCGGCACUGCGGCAGCGCCUUUCCUUGCUGUUCGGACUUUAGUUCAGUUAGCCGAGGAUGAAGGUCAUAAAUAUCAUACCGCAUCUCAUAUCUUAAAGGAUUCUUUUUAUAUGGACGAUCUGAUGACAGGAGCAGAGACAGUAGAACAAGCAUUUAAGAUCUAUGAAGAAAUAAACAGUUUAUUAUUAGAUGGAGGUUUUGAGAUGCAAAAAUGGUCCAGCAAUUCAAGUGAGUUAUUAAAUCAGAUGAAGAAUAAGUCCAGUUGUGAGAUAGAAAAGUUGACAUUUAAAAUGGAUCCUAUAUUCAAGAUUCUAGGUUUGACAUGGAAUAGAAGUGAUUGGGACGAGGAACUGCCAAUUGAUCUAAUAAAUCAAUGGACUAAAUAUAGAGAGGAGCUGAGUAAUUUACAAACUAUUAAGUUACCAAGAUGGUUGAAAUUACAUUCAAAGAAUAAAGUCGUGGAGAUACAUGGAUUUGCAGAUGCCUCAACAACUGCAUAUGCUGCAGUUGCGUACCUGAGAGUAAUUACAGAAGAAAAUGAAGUGAGUGUUGAUUUAAUAGCUGCCAAAACUAAAGUAGCUCCAUUAAAACAAUUAUCUGUUCCAAGAUUGGAAUUAUGUGCUGCUGUACUACUAACACGCUUGCUGAAUGAAGUAAGAAAUAUUUUGAAUAUUCCUAAAGAAAAUGUCUUCGCCGGGACGGAUUCCAUGGUAGUUCUGUCUUGGCUGCAGCCACCGCCAAGCAAAUGGAAAACUUAUUUAAGCAAUCAAGUUUCAGAAAUUAUACAGUUAAUGGAUAAUGAUAAAUGGUAUCACUUAAGGCCUUCGGAGAAUCCAGUUGAUCCCACUUCUCGUGGAAUUAUUGCACUAGAGUUACAAACAAAUGAAUUAUGGUGGAAUGGACCGAGCUGGCUAAGAAAAGAAAACAUUUUGUACGAAAAGAAAGACAUUCCAUCGACAGAAUUAGAAAUCAAGAAAAAUGACGUUAAGGCACUACAUGUUUCAGGUGAAGUUUCUAUAUGGGAAAGAUUUUCUAACUUAAAUAAACUAAAAAGAGUAUUAGCAUACUGCCGGAGAAUGACGUUUAAGAAAUCGGAGAAGAAAUCUACUUAUUUAACUACUGAAGAAUUGAAAAUCGUAAUGGACAGAUUUAUAUUACACUACCAGGAUAUGUGCUUUAGUGAAGAAAUUCAAGACUUGAAACAACACAAUAAGGUGAAAAGGAGAAGUAAACUGAUUACUUUAGAUCCAUUUGUUGACAGAGAUGGCAUAUUGAGAGUAGGAGGCAGGUUGAAUGAGGCCAGUUUGUCAAAUGAUUUUAAACAUCCGGUUAUUAUACCUAACAAGACUCACCUCAUGAAGUUGAUAAUAAAGGAUGCACAUCUUAAAACAAUGCAUGGAGGUCCGCAGUUAAUGAUGUCAUACAUUAGAACAAAGUUUUGGAUGUUUGGGCUAAAAUCUGCAGUACGACAAUGCGCAAGAGAAUGUACAGUUUGUAUUAGACAUAAAGGUACAACUUAUCAGCAACUAAUGGGUCAGCUGCCUGCUAUGCGUGUUACACCACAAAGACCUUUCCUAAACACUGGCGUUGAUUAUGCUGGUCCUGUGCUGAUCAAGACAUCAAAAGGGAGAGGAAACAAAUCUACAAAGGGUUACAUAUGUAUCUUUGUGUGCAUGUGCACGAAAGCAAUACAUUUGGAAGUCGUUUCAGAUCUUACAUCGCAAGGAUUUAUAGCGGCGUUUCGUCGAUUUGUUGCCCGAAGAGGUUACUGUAAGAAUAUAUGGAGUGAUAAUGGUACAAAUUUCAUCGGAGCAGCAAAAGAAUUAAAGAAAAUGUUUAUAAAGACUCGCGCAAGUGUCAUCAAAGAUAUAGCAGAAAUAUUAGCUACAGAAGGUACAGAUUGGCAUUUUAUACCGCCAAAAUCACCUAAUUUUGGAGGACUUUGGGAAGCGGGGGUGAAGUCGGCCAAAAGACAUUUAACAAGGGUAAUUGGAUCAGCUACAUUAACUUAUGAAGAGAUGUCAACACUGUUAACACAAAUCGAAGCUUGCUUGAACAGUAGACCAUUAUUUCAACUGGAGGGUGGAGAGCAGAAUUUUCUAACUCCAGGUCAUUUCUUAAUUGGAGAAACUCUAACAAGCGUACCAGAUCACACCGAUACCAAUAACUGCAACAUAAAUCUUCUUACGAGGUGGCAACUUUUACAAAGGAUGACAUCCCAAUUUUGGAAACGUUGGCAGUUAGAGUACUUGCAUACAAUGCAACAAAGAUAUAAGUGGUAUACCAGAAUUCCACCACCGACUAUUGGAGACGUUGUCAUUAUAAAAGAAGAGGAUAUCCCGCCAACGAAAUGGUUACUCGGUCGAAUAAUUCAGCUACAUCCAGGACCUGAUCAACUAGUACGAGUCGUGACAGUAAAGUGUAAAGGGGACACGAUUCUAAAACGACCGUUAUCAAAAUUAAUAUUCUUGCCCAAAGAUACUUAUUUUUAG
Papilio machaon (common yellow swallowtail) is the source of this 4983-nucleotide messenger RNA. RefSeq lists its product as uncharacterized. Gene Ontology annotation, biological process: DNA integration. The transcript is spliced from 2 exons. Gene Ontology annotation, molecular function: nucleic acid binding. The record is from RefSeq and is a predicted model, not a curated record. NCBI's taxonomy places the organism in Eukaryota, Metazoa, Arthropoda, Insecta, Lepidoptera, Papilionidae. The coding region runs from base 1 to 4983 and encodes 1660 amino acids.